Messenger RNA from Penicillium olsonii, 1512 nucleotides. The record is from the annotation of a GenBank genome assembly. NCBI's taxonomy places the organism in Eukaryota, Fungi, Ascomycota, Eurotiomycetes, Eurotiales, Aspergillaceae.
AUGAGAUCCUCGGUCCCAUUAACCAGGUCUACUUCACCGUCAAGCCCCAGGAUGGAAUCGUCGCUACCUCCUUCAAGGCUGGUGACAAGGUCUACAUUGGUGGAGACAAGCUCCUUCCCCUCGAGAAGUUCCUUCCCAAGCCCAAGGCUCCUCCUGGAGCUCCCAAGCCCAAGCGCGCUGGCGGUGCCCGCGGUGGUCGUGGCGGUGCUCCCCGCGGCCGUGGUGGAUUCGGUGCUCGUGGUGGUGCCCCCCGCGGUCGUGGUGGAUUCGGUGCCCCCCGUGGCCGCGGUGGCUUCGGCGGUGGUGCUCCCCGUGGCCGUGGUGGCUUCGGUGGUGGUCGCGGUGCUCCCCGUGGUGGUGGUGGCUUCCGUGGUCGCGGAUAUUAGGUCCGAUGAUCCUAUGUACUGUCUUCUUAUGGCGUUUGGGGGAUAUGGGAGCUUUGUCCAGGAAUAUCUUUUCCGUCUUCUUGUGCAUCCUGCACAAUUGCAACUUAAAUGGCUGCAGGCUGUAGAAUAUCACCAGUCCAAAAAUCUUUCUGUUCAAAUAUUCAAUGGUUCCUGGUCAUUUAUUGUAGUUCUGGCAAUUAAUCCGUGCAGCAUAAAUGGCUGCCUUCACAAGCGACCUCAACCACCUGUCAUGUGGCUCAGCCACCGCCUUACCGCCUUUGCCUGCAGUUUGGAAAAUGACGUUGACCGCUCAGAGUUUACCUUCUAUCAACAUUACCCCGCACCUGAUAUCGGUUUGAGCAUGUCUCGUCGGACAUCGGCUAUGGCAUCGAGCGAUUCUUCCAGUGGUGUCCCACCUUCCGGUGAUGGAGGUCAGGAGAAGCAGAAAAUGCUACUUUCCUCGGAUCAUGGACAUUUCAGCAUGGUGAAGUUAGUCUCCGCGCCUCCUGUCUUCUGGGCCCAGUUAACAUUCCGCAGGGCCAUGCAUCUUGCCGAUCUGAUCACUGAAAUGAAUGUCAUGUCCGUCUUCUCUUCCAUGCGCUACUGCCUUGGUGAACCCACUGAAUACGGUGCCAUCUGGGCUGCCUUGGCUUUCAUGCCCUUUGGUCUAUUCUUUGACUUCAUGGAUGGCAAGGUUGCACGGUGGCGCAAGAAGUCGUCCCUCAUGGGCCAGGAGCUUGACUCACUGGCAGAUCUGAUUUCGUUCGGCCUUGCUCCUGCUGCGGCCGCGUUCGCACUGGGUAUUCGCACCACCCUUGACCACGUCUUCCUGACUUUCUUCGUUCUCUGCGGUCUCACCCGUCUUGCCCGGUUCAAUGUGACUGUGGCUGUACUGCCCAAGGACAAGAGCGGUAAAUCGAAAUACUUCGAAGGCACUCCCAUCCCGACCACUCUGUCCAUCGCCUCGCUCAUGGCUUACUGGGUUUCUCAAAGCUGGACGCACGAAAACAUUCCUCUUGGUCUGUUCGCCGAAGGCACUAUUUUCGAGUUCCACCCGGUCGUCCUGAUGUUUGUUCUGCAUGGAUGCCUUAUGGUUAGCAAGACCAUACACAUCCCCAAGCCAUAA